CUACAGUGCUACAAACAGACAAUUAUCAAAAGUGACUGCGGUAGUGCCAUAGAGAGAAAUAUGGUUAAUUCUAAUUGAGCUUUUCAUGUCUGAAGGAAAAUUUUAUCGGUUUAUUAUAGUUUUUUAAGUUUUUAAUUUCUAGAUAUUGCUUAAGCAGAAUGUCUGCAUCUGCCCAUAAACAUCGUUACAAGAAUUCGGCUCUUGACUCUGUGGAACUCCGACGACGGCGUGAGGAAGAAGGAGUUCAGUUAAGGAAACAGAAACGAGAGCAACAACUUUAUAAAAGACGAAAUGUAAACGUUGCACUGUUACCAGAUGAUUCGGAUCCUUUGCAAUUGGAAGGCGAUAUCAUUUCUCAAUCUGCCCCCGGAAUAACUCGUGCCAUGGUGCAAGAUUUGUAUAGUGAUAAUAUAGAAGACCAAUUAAAUGCCACGCAGAAGUUCAGAAAACUAUUAAGUAGGGAGCCUAAUCCACCGAUUGAUGAAGUUAUACAGACGGGAAUUGUUCCACGUUUUGUACAGUUUCUACAAAAUACAAACAAUUGCACAUUGCAGUUUGAAGCGGCAUGGGCGCUGACAAAUAUUGCUUCUGGUACAUCGCAGCAGACUCGGAUGGUGAUAGAAGAGGGCGCUGUUCCUAUUUUUAUUGCAUUACUUAGUAGUCCUUAUGAUGAUGUUCAAGAACAAGCAGUUUGGGCAUUGGGUAAUAUUGCCGGUGAUUCGCCUGAAUGUCGAGAUCAUGUCUUAGAUUCCGGUAUACUCGUACCACUUUUACAGCUUUUAAGUAAGGAAGGUCGUUUGACAAUGACCAGAAACGCCGUAUGGGCUCUAUCAAAUCUUUGCCGAGGCAAAAAUCCUCCACCUGAGUUUUCUAAAGUUUCUCCAGGUUUACCAGUACUUGCCCGCCUUCUAUUUCAUACAGAUGCAGACAUGCUAUCAGACGCAUGUUGGGCUCUUAGUUACCUUUCUGAUGGACCUAAUGAUAAGAUUCAGGCUGUUAUUGAUGCUGGUGUAUGCAGAAGAUUGGUAGAGCUGCUUAUGCACCAACAACCUAAUGUCGUUUCGGCAGCACUGCGAGCAGUUGGAAAUAUUGUCACUGGCGACGAUGUACAGACUCAAGUAAUUUUAAAUUGUAACGCAUUACCCUGUUUGCUUCAUUUAUUAAGUUCUUCAAAAGAAACUGUCAGGAAGGAAGCAUGCUGGACUAUUAGUAAUAUAACAGCAGGCAAUAGGCAACAAAUUCAAGCGGUUAUAGAUGCUAAUAUAUUCCCAGUUUUAAUCGAAAUAUUAGGUAAAGGUGAAUUUAAAACUCGGAAAGAGGCAGCUUGGGCCAUUACAAACGCGACGAGCGGCGGCACUCCUGAUCAAAUUAGGUAUUUGGUCGAGCAGGGUUGUAUUAGUCCAUUAUGUGAUCUACUUACUGUUAUGGAUGCGAAAAUUGUGCAAGUAGCUUUAAAUGGUUUGGAGAAUAUCUUACGGCUCGGUGAUCAGGAUGCAAAGAAUCAUUCAGGAACAAAUCCUUAUGCAGUACUUAUCGAAGAAUGUUAUGGACUGGAUAAAAUUGAGUUUCUGCAGUCUCACGAAAAUAUGGAUAUCUACCAGAAAGCCUUUGAUAUAAUUGAACACUUCUUUGGAACCGAGGAAGAGGAUUCUCGUGUCGCUCCAACGGUCGAUACUGAACAACAACAGUAUACUUUCGGACCUGAUCAAUCGGUACCAAUGGGCGGUUUUCAAUUUUAAUUGGUUCACAAUGAUAAGUAUCAAUGACAUAAGUGCCCCAUGAAUUUUAAUAAAAAAGAUUGUAUAUUAAAAUCUUGGACCUGCACAAUAAUUUUAUCAUAAUGUAGUUACUGAUAUGAUUCAAACAUCUUUUUUUUUAUGUCUGGAAAGUAAUUCGGCGCUAAUUCUUUAACACUUAGUCCAUUUUACAAAUGUAACAUAUUAAUUCCUGCAUGCUAUUGCAAAACUUUGAAUUCCCCGUUUAACUUAGCCAUUUUCUCUUUGUUUUAGCUAAAUAAUCGCUAGCAAAAAAAUUGCUAUAUUUUCUAUAGUCAUACAACAUCUUGUUAAGUUGGUCAGUAUAAAAGUAAGUUUGACUAAUUUUUGUGUUAUAUUUGUUAUUUGUAGAUAGUACAAUUUCUAAAUUCAUUAAAGGCACAUUCAACAUUAAAACCUUUACCUACCAUAUUAGUUGGAGCUUUCUAUUUAUGCUCUGCUUUUGUAUAGUGUAUGUCUUAUUUCUGUAUCAUAUGAAAACCAAUGUGAAAUAAACUGAUAUCCCACUGACUGUAAUGUGGCCAAUGACUUUUUACACUACCUACACGAUAUGAAUAGCAAUAUGUUAGCAUGCAUAUCUUAAACUAUUACAAGAUAUUUAACAUUGAGGUGUGUUAGUAGUGGUCCAUACUGUGAGCUUUGGAGCAAUUUAGAUUAUCUCUUGGGUAGUCUCAAUUUACACAGCCAAAACAAAGAUGCAGAGGAACAGUUCCUCAUUACAUAUCGUAGAGUAUUAUAAAAUAGCUUACUUGUAAAAUUGAAAAGUCGAAGGCUCACAUUAUUCAGAAAUUGUUUACAUUUGCAAGUGAAAAGUGAUUACUUGAUUAUAUAAGAAUGCUGAUUUCUUACCUCAAAAUACAUAACUAUAUAAAUAAACAAGGAAACAUUUUUGUGCUCGUUUGCUUUUCGUGUAAUUGUUACUCCAAUUAAAUUGGAGAAGUAUAGAUAUUUUUUCCAGAGGUUUUCAUCUAAAACAGAAAUGAAAUUAUUCAUUGUGUACUGUGCGUGCUUCAGAUUCGACUUAUCCAGUGUCAUCUCUUAUAAGUGCUAGGUUACAUAGUAUGCUAGCUUCACAAGUUUGUAUCUUUCUUCAAUUCAAGUUAAAAACAAAUAUUUGUUGAUUUCUUUCUUCAUUAGAUCUUAAGUAUUAGUCGUUUCAAUUUUUCAUUUUAAUUAAACAAAUUAUGAUAAAUAAACUAUAAGGUCACCUGUUCCUUUGGAAAAUACAUGUCAAAUUCUACCUAUCUAACUCUGAAAUAGCUAGCCAUAUGGAAUCUGGGACACCCAGUAUUUAAGCUUUGCUUUUGAUGUUACAAUUGUACUGCUCAACUAUCUUCCUAAAAUACAGCGUAAACCUUUUUGGAUAUGCAUGUUUAUUGUACAUAUCCUUGAGUCCUGAUAAAGUGGAUCUAGUUGAGGGUUACAGUUGGAUACAACUAACAUUAAUGUGUCAAUAAUAAUUGUUCUGAAGUGUCUUUAUAAAAUAAUUAAGACAUGUGUUAAUAAGAAUAAACUUGUUAUUUUUUUUAAAAUGUGAUAAAAUUUUUAAAUAAAGUGUUUUUUAAUUUGAA
Molecule: messenger RNA, 3346 nt
Organism: Photinus pyralis (common eastern firefly)
Lineage: Eukaryota; Metazoa; Arthropoda; Insecta; Coleoptera; Lampyridae
Product: importin subunit alpha-7-like
Exons: 8
Coding region: 159-1739 (526 amino acids)
Biological process (GO): NLS-bearing protein import into nucleus
Cellular component (GO): cytoplasm; nucleus; nucleoplasm
Molecular function (GO): nuclear import signal receptor activity; protein binding
Source: RefSeq, a predicted model, not a curated record